AUGACCCCAGGCAAUGACCGCAGGGUUAGCAGUGCAGCACUUGAUGCACUGAGCCACCGCAGCUCGUCCGGGGAGCUGUUGUUCUGGAUCUCGAGGCCCGGUGGACCCUCCACUGGCUUUCAGAGCCAGAGAAUCCAACAGCAGGGAGCUGCCCCUUGUUCUCCUCCGGAGCAGCUGGUGAACACGAACCGCCUGCCUUGGGCCCCGCCCCCCGCCCGGCACCGCCAGUUGCGGGUCCCCACAGUCUGCGCGGGUCCUCAGAGCCUCGCUUCCGAAGGCAAGGGCAGGCCCGGGCCCCCCCGCCACGCUAGAGCCGGGGAUGGGGACGCGAUGGCCGCCCCUCCGGGGUACCCCGUGUCCCCUCCCUCCUGGGCGGGGCGGCGCGUGCGCUGGCACAGCUUCGCGGUGGUGGCCGACGCCAGCGGCAGCAACGGCGCCACGGACCCCCGCGCCAGGGACAAGCAGGUACGCGGCCGGGUCGGGGCGCGGGGCGGCUGCCACGACUGCUGGGAUGGAGAGCGGGGUGCCCGGCGCGGACCGAGAGGCCAGGGCGCGGGGUGCCCAGCAGGGACAGAGGGGCGGGGUGCGGGGUGCCCAGCUGAGAGCGAGGGGUCAGAGCGCGGGGUGCCCGGCAGGACUGUGGGGCCGGAGCACAGGGUGCCUGGAGGGACCCAGGGGCUGGGCCGCGAACCAGGCUGGACUGAGGGGCCAGCGCACAGGGACCGGAGCGCGGGCACCCAGGAGGCCAACAGGGUGAAGCGAGAGCCCUGGCUCAUGGGUGUGGACUCUGGGCCGACGCCACAGCCUCCCAGGGUAGCUCUGGACAGAGGAGUGGGACUGCUGAGCUGCGGGCCUGUGGGUGUGGACAGCCAAGUGCUCGGCCUGAGGUGUGCACGGGAGCUGCCUCAUGGAGACCCUAAGGACGGACCCCUCCACGCGGAGCAGGCCCUCCUGAAGGUGGGGCUGCCCCUUGAGAAGGCUGAAGGCUGGGAGGGGCCUGGCCAGCUCUGCACUGAGGAUGGAGACCGAGUGGCUGGCCGGGGACCAGGCAGGAAGCGCCUGCAUAUUGACGAGCUGCAAUGCGACGUCUCGGUGGAGGAGGACAACCGACAGGAGUGGACCUUCACUCUCUACGACUUCGACAACAGUGGAAAGGUCACUCGAGAGGACAUGUCCAGCCUGAUGCAUACCAUUUAUGAGGUUGUGGACGCCUCAGUCAACCACUCCACCAGCAGCAGCAAGACUCUGCGUGUGAAGCUGACCGUCAGCCCAGAACCUUCCAGCAGAAGGAAGGAGAACCCAGCAACUGGCCAGGACCAGGAGCUAUCCAGCGUCAGGCUGGACGGUGAGCUGGUGGACAAUGUGCGGCUGGCCGACAGGAAGCCCUCCACCAGGCGUCCAGUGGCUGACGCGGUUCCCUACCCCGUGCGGGGCCCCUACUGUGUGGAUGAAAACACGGAGCGCAGGAACCACUAUCUGGACCUGGCGGGCAUCGAGAACUACACCUCCAAGUUUGGACCAGGGUCCCCACCAGCGCAGCCAAAGCAGGAGCACCCCAGCAAGUGUUUGCACCCCCAGGUCCGGUCCCGCUCCCAGGAGUCGGACACUCACACUGGUCAUCACCGACGGUCCCAGGUGCUGGCGGAGCCUGGAGAGUUUGCUGGCCGAGCUGUGGAUGCGCUACCACGACUGAAGAUGCCAGAGAAGCAGUUCCUCAAGUCCCCCAAGGGUGCGGGGAAGCCAUCAGUGGGGCUGGGGAGCAGUAGACCUGGCAAGACCUUCAUCCACCACCCUCCAGCACCACCCCAGGGACCCCAAGAUGGCCACCAUCUCCCACUGCAGCCCCCACCCCCACCUCCACAGCCCUAUGGCCACAAGAGGUCUCGACUGAAGGGAAGAGAGGGCCACUCACCACUUAAGGCUACAUACGCCACACCCUGCACAGUGGAACAUGAGGUGGUACGGGACCUGCCACCUACGCUGGCAGGAGAGGGCUUCACGGUGCCUGUGGUACAAAGACACGAACACCACCACCACCAUGAACACCACCACCACCACCACUACCAUCACUACCACCCGUCCUGA
Molecule: messenger RNA, 2085 nt
Organism: Elephantulus edwardii (Cape elephant shrew)
Lineage: Eukaryota; Metazoa; Chordata; Mammalia; Macroscelidea; Macroscelididae
Gene: NKD2
Product: naked cuticle homolog 2 (Drosophila)
Exons: 11
Coding region: 1-2085 (694 amino acids)
Biological process (GO): negative regulation of Wnt signaling pathway
Cellular component (GO): cytoplasm
Molecular function (GO): calcium ion binding
Source: RefSeq, a predicted model, not a curated record